ACGAGGGGGCGGGGCAUCCGGGCCGCAGGAAGCGUCGUUUCCGCUGCUCUCUUUUGUCGAGCGGAGCCGGAGGCUGGAGCGGGGCCGUAGCGCGAACUCCAGAAACCAUGCAGCUGUCCUGGCUUUUGGCCACUGCCCUGCUUGCCGUUGCAGCGUCUGUGCCCAUCGACCGGCCCAAGGCAGAGAAGAAGGCGGAAGAGACGCCCCCAGAACCACCGGACACGGGGCUAUAUUAUCACCGCUACCUGCAGGAGGUGAUCAACGUGCUGGAGACGGACAGCCACUUCCGGGAGAAGCUGCAGGCGGCCAACGCCGAAGACAUCAAGAGUGGGAAGCUGAGCAAGGAGCUGGACUUCGUGAGCCAUCACGUCCGCACGAAGCUGGACGAGCUGAAGCGCCAGGAGGUCUCCCGGCUCCGCAUGCUGCUCAAGGCCAAGAUGGACGCAACCAUGGAGCAGAAUGUGCAGAUCGAUCACCUGGGGCUGCUGAAGCAGUUCGAGCACCUGGACCCCCAGAACCAGCACACCUUCGAGGCCCGCGACCUGGAGCUGCUCAUCCAGGCGGCCACCAAGGACCUGGAGAACUAUGAUGCGGCCCAUCACGAGGAAUUCAAACGAUACGAGAUGCUGAAGGAGCACGAGCGACGUGAGUACCUCAAGUCCCUGGACGAGGAGAAGCGGCGGGCGGAGGAGGCCCGGUUCCAGGAGCUGCGCCAGAAGCACAAGGAACACCCCAAAAUCAACGUGCCGGGCAGCCGAGAUCAGCUCAAGGAAGUCUGGGAGGAGACAGACGGGCUGGACCCCAGCGAGUUCAAUCCCAAGACCUUCUUCAAACUGCACGACACGAACAGCGAUGGGGUUCUCGACGAGCAAGAAUUGGAAGCGCUUUUCACCAAGGAGCUGGAGAAGGUCUACGACCCCCGGAACGAGGAGGACGACAUGCUGGAGAUGGAGGAGGAACGUCUGCGUAUGCGGGAGCACGUCAUGAAGAACGUGGACUUGAACCAGGACCGGCUGGUGACGCUGGAGGAAUUCCUGAAAUCCACUGAGAAGAAGGAGUUUAACGAGGCCGGAGGCUGGGAGACGGUGGACGAGACCCAGGUGUACUCGGAGGCGGAGCUGCAGCGGUUCGAGGCGGAGCUAGCGGCCCAGGAGGUGGAGCUUGGCCGGCGGGCGGAGCAUCUGCGGCGCCAGCAUCAGGAUCUGCAGGAGCAGCAGGUCCGGCUGGACGCCCAGAAGAAGGAGUAUCAGCAGGCCGUGCUGCACAUGGAACAGAGGAAAUCCCAGCAGGGGGAGGCACCGGCAGCUCCCGACCCCGGGGAGGAGCUGAAAUUCCAGGCCCAGGCCCCGCACGCCGCCCCGGCAGAGCCGGCCGCACCUGCAGCCCCAGCCCCUGAACAGAACCACGUGGAACCUCCCCAGAACCAGGAGCCGCCACCACAGCCCGAAGUCCAGAUCCAGUGAAACCCUGUGUGAGCUGGAGAAGGGCGGGGGCCUCAUAUUGGCCCUGCCCCUCCCUCUCCUGGGCCCUACCCCUCUUCCUUCCCCACUGGCACAGGGCUGGGGUCCUAGUAUAGCAUCCAGGCCAGAGGCUGUGUUGUCUGCAGUCCCUUUUUUGGCCACUGGGGGGUGACAUUGAGUCUUGUCUGUUUUUUGGAUCAGGGGCCUCAGUUGGAGCUGGGGGCUGCCUUCCUGCCCCAUAGUGCUGCACUGCAGUAGGGGCGUUUCCCAGCUUCUCCUCCCUCCCCCCCAAAAAAGCCUCCUGCUUUUAGGGGGUGGGUCCUGGCUGCUGCCUCCACCCACAGAACCCAUCUCCCCAUGUUCCUAGCUGGGGGAGAGGGGCAUUUGAAUGGGGAAGCACUUGGGGUUUGGCAAAGAGGGGGGUGUGUGUGUGUCUUGAUUGGAGGUGACAGGGAGCCCCCCAAAUUCUCUCAGCUCCCACGUGUUUCCACACUGCUUGUGGGCCUCCCCCUCAUUGCCCCCUUUACUAAACCCCCCUCCCCCCCUGUGCUGGUCGCGGCGAUGAAAUAGACGAAACCCCUUCCCCCCCCCGCAUUGUCCUGAGCCCCUGGGUUUAUAGCGCAGGGGGAUAGACACCCCCCCACAACCCCCCUUAAAAUCCUUCAGUCCCUGGCCGCCUUGACGAGCUGAGUGGGGUUCACUUGACGACUUCCCCCCACCCCCUAUCAAAUUCUAGAUGCAGUAUUAACACCAAUAGAAACAGGUUUGUUAAAAGUGGGGGUGGAGCUUCCUGGGGUGGGGGCGUAGCUUCCCCUGAGCUGGCCCAGACCCAACCGGCCCAGGGGCAGGGUGGGAGCAGACCCAUGUUAGAAAUUAUGGGACUUGGCAACAGAUUGUUCUAAUCAUGGGCAUUUUGGGAGAGACUGGGGGUGGGAGGGACAGGACCUAGACCUGGCAGAAGUUUGCGGGUGAUCUGCUGGGGGAUAGACCCCAUGACACCGUAGCAGCGCUCCUCAACUGCUGUGGAAUGAAACUGAUCAGCCCCCUGGUUUCUCCCCAACUCCGCCCCCCCCGACUCAUAGCAGCUCUAGGGGUGCUCUGCUGUCCCCCAAAUCUGCAGUCUCUGCUCUGUAGCACAGGGAGCGGUCAUUUGUGUCUUUCUGCCUUACUGUUUUCCCCGCAUAAAGGGAUAAUUUAAGACAUAAA
Molecule: messenger RNA, 2666 nt
Organism: Caretta caretta (loggerhead turtle)
Lineage: Eukaryota; Metazoa; Chordata; Testudines; Cheloniidae
Gene: NUCB1
Product: nucleobindin 1
Cellular component (GO): endoplasmic reticulum-Golgi intermediate compartment; extracellular exosome
Molecular function (GO): calcium ion binding
Source: RefSeq, a predicted model, not a curated record